Messenger RNA from Doryrhamphus excisus (bluestripe pipefish), 3401 nucleotides. It is a transcript of the gene tmc4, whose product is annotated as transmembrane channel-like 4. Lineage: Eukaryota; Metazoa; Chordata; Actinopteri; Syngnathiformes; Syngnathidae. Gene Ontology annotation, cellular component: plasma membrane. The record is from RefSeq and is a predicted model, not a curated record. Gene Ontology annotation, molecular function: mechanosensitive monoatomic ion channel activity.
GGCCACCUGGCUAGUUGGCUAACUGGCUAGUGGCUAGCUGGCUAAUAACUAACUGGCUAGCUGGCUAGUGGCCAUUUGGCUAGUUGGCUAACUGGCUAGUGGCUAGCUGGCUAGUGGCUAACUGGCAAAAGUGCACCUCUCCGUAAAAAACUUACAUGGUCUUACAUACAUGGUCUCCAUUAGCUUUAGCAUUUUUACAUUUUGUAUUUUCCUUUGAGAUUUAGCACCUUAGCCAUUGUCAAAUUGAGCAAGUGAUGCUACAGUGCAUGCUAGCACACGAUAUCCAUGAACGUUGCCGGCAUGCUAGCUGUUAGCAUUGCAGCUAUUUGCAUACAAAGUUAUAGUUAGCCUUCUAGCUAUUAGCAUACGUAGCAUUUCUAAUUUGUUGGCAUGCUGGCCAGGUCAAAUUUUGAGAAUUUCCAUGGGAAAAGAUAGCUUAGCAUAUGGACCUCCGCUGUAGCGGUUUUAGCGCUUUAAUGUCCAUAAUGCGUCCAGGUUGUUCAAUAUGUGGACACCUUGAAAGCCGCCUUUAGGCAGUCAGGAACGGACCCUGGGAGUGAUGGCUUAUCGUGGGUUAAAGCGUACAAGGAAGUGAGUCCACCACCAAGGGAGUAAAGUCCAGAAGAGGGCGGCAACAGCGACUCCAGGAAAUACACCUGGCUCUAACAAUGGCGCUCGUUUGUGUUCUGGCUUAGAUUUAUCGUCUUGUUUACAUUCUGCUAAAACGUGUCCCAAUGGAUCCACAGAGGCCGGACUGGGAGGACUACGGAGGAGGUGACUCCUACUCUGAUGGCCGGCAGUCUCUGAGGCUACGACACCUGUCACCUGGGGCGUCCACCCGUAACUCCCCCCAGUUCCCACGGGGGCCGCCGGCCCCAGAAGAGGAUGACGCGGAAGACCCAGGCCCGGAUCUUCAAGACCUUCGUAGCAUCCCCCUGCCCAUGGCGCUGAAAAGGGCUGUCAGGCAGGUGCAGCAAAUGCAGGUUCCCGUGGCCUCCAGGAUGUCAUCCUGGAAGCAAAAGAAGCGCAAAUCCCUGCAAAAACUCCAAGCUAACGCCAGAGAAUUCCUAAGCUUCUUCACGCUGUGGAGCAAGUCUUUGCAGAAAAUCGGAGGGAACUUUGGAGGAGGUGUCCAGUCCUACUUUCUGUUCCUGCGCUUCCUGGUGGUGCUGAACUUUGUCUCCUUUUUGCUGAUUGCCGGGUUCGUCUUCAUUCCCAGCGUGGUCUUCAGAUCGGUGGGCGGCAGCCCUGUAAACCACACCGGGCCUGAGGAAUGCAUGCGAUACCAGCCCAACCCUCAAGGCCUGGUGGUCUUCUAUAAUUACUUCCUGGACUUGCUUUCAGGAACGGGUUUUAUGGAGUAUUCGUACCUCUUUUACGGGUACUACAACAACACACUGGUGGGGGACACCAGCUUCUCCUACAACAUCCCGCUGGCCUACCUCUUCACCGCCGUCUUCUACUUGGCCUUUUGUCUCAUCUGCAUCAUCGCCAGGAUGGGGACGGCGGCUCGUGUGGCCGUGGCGGCGGGGGGCGGCGCCGUGGGCAACUACAGCGUGAUCGUGUUCACCGGCUGGGACUACGCUUCGCUGGGGGGCCGAGCCACGAGGCUCAAGCAGAAGAACAUCCACUACAGACUGCAGGUGGACCUGGAGGAGGAAAUGAUGAAGAAGAGGUCGGCCGCUCUGACCUCGUGUCAAAAGACGGUCUUGUACUCCCUUCGCGUAUUGAUGUGCGUUGUUGCGUUUGGCCUCAUCAUGGCCGCCUGCGUCGGCAUCUUUAGGGCCACGAUGUUGAGUCAGGAGAGGAGUGGCGACGAUGGGAUUCUGGGUUUGAUAUUCGAGUAUCUGCCGUCCAUGGCCAUCACGGCCGGUAACUUCCUGGUGCCUCUUCUGUGUGACCAGAUCGCCGUGGUGGAGCGGUACACGCCCAGUACCACGGUCAUCGUGGCGCUGUUGAGGGCCGUGUUCCUGCGUCUGGUGAGUCUGGCUGUCCUGCUCUUCACCCUGUGGAGUCAGAUCACGUGCCAGGUGGACCGGACCAAGUGCGCCGUGUGCCAGUACAACCACGAGGAGUACCCGUGCUGGGAAACCCGAGUAGGCCAGGAGAUGUACAAGCUGGCGCUGUUUGAUCUCAUCGUCACCGUCGCCGUGCUGGUCCUGGUGGAGGUCCCGCGCCGGAUGCUGGUGGACAACUGGUCCAAUAGGGCGGCCCGGUGGCUGGGGCGGCAGGAGUUUGUGGUGUCGGCCAACGUGCUGGGUCUGGUCUACGGUCAGACGGUCGUUUGGGUGGGGGCUCUCUUCUGCCCCCUGCUGCCCGUCAUCAACACCCUCAAGUUUGUCAUCCUCUUCUACUGCAAGAAGAUCACACUCUUCUCGAACUGUCGCCCGGCGCUCAGGACCUUCCGCUCCACCACCUCCACCUUCGUCUUUCUGGUGGUGCUCCUGUUCGGAUGGGCCAUGGCCACCCUGGUCCUCAUUUACAGCGUCGCCGAGAUCCGACCCUCUGCGGGUUGCGGACCGUUCCGUUUCUUCCCGUACAUGUGGGCCAUCGUUCCCGCUUCUUUCCACCGCCUCUCUAAAGUCACGAAGGAGUUUCUCUUCUUCAUCGGUUCCCAGGCCUUCUCCAUCCCGCUCUUUGCUUUAUCCUGUGUAGUCAUGUGUUACUUCAUAGCGCUGGCUGCCGUUUAUGGAAGAAGUGUUACUUUGCUUAAAGCUCAGCUCAAACAGGAGGGCCGUGACAAGCAGUUCUUGGUCAAACAGAUGGAGAAACUGAGUCGUCCUCUUCAGAUGCCAACACAUUAAGCAUGACUCUUUUAUUUUACACCUAAUUUAGUGAUUAGUUUGAAUCUACUUCAGGUAUUUUAAUUAGUAAUCCACAAAUUGUGUGGAAAAAAAGAAAUCAAUCAAAUAAAAGCAAAUGCCCAGCAUCGUUCAUAACCAUAAAUUCAAGUCGUUUUAGCGCCAUCUGGUGUCCACAAGGAGUGUCCAGUUGUGCCAAAUCCACGCCCACUUCCGUAAUAUUCUCUGUGCAGGUUUGGCCGCCAUGAUGGUGAGCAAAAUCCAAAAACAUUACACAGUAAACAUGUACAGGGGCACAUUGUUACGCCAUUAAUUGGCAAUUAUUUAUAUAAUCUAACUAUCACCAUUGUGCACGUUGAUUGCUAAUCGUUGGUUACACUGUACGGAGCGAAAAAAGUAAAAUAAAGAAGAAAUAAAGAAACGGGUUUCUUUCACAUUUUUGUUCGGGUUAAUAAUGACAUCUACGUUUAGGCUAUAUAUGUAAAUAUAUAUUCAUUAGAAAUACUAUGUAUCAUUAUAUAUGCAUUCAUUCGUUUCAUCCAAGUGUACGCACUGCGCCUACAUUUCUUGGUUACCGUCAUGGCGGACUACACUCGUAGU